CUCCACAGUUAGAAAUCCAGAUCCUCUCUACAGCACUAUCAGCAGUGAGGUUACUUCUUGGAAGAAGUUUUACAGCUCAACUAAAUAUUGAAUCUUUGGGAUCCACUUGCUUUUUUACACUUUUCUGGUUCUUUUCAAGCUGCAAGAGACUCCUAAAACAGAAAAUGCUGCCUGCAACCUUCAAACUGUGUGCUGGCAUCUCCUAUCGGCAUAUGAGGAACAUGACAGGUCUGAGGAAGAAUGCCAUGGUGGCUAUUCACCAUGAGCUGAACAGACUGGCAGGUCCGGGACCCAGUAACUGGAUCAGCCAAGUCCGCAGACGAAGCUCCCUCCUCAGUUCUCGGAUAGAGGAGGAGAAGGGGUACAGCGAGGAGGAGAUGUCUUAUGUGAAGCAAGGUGAGGAUGCACUGCAGAAAGCCAUCAGCAUCCUCAGUGAACAGGACGGCUGGACCAUUGAAACUGUAGCUGCAAAUGGAGACAAAGUCCUGAGUAAAGUGUUGCCUGACAUCGGGAAGGUGUUCAAGCUGGAGGUGAUGUUGGAGCAACACCCUGACAAUCUUUAUGAAGAGCUUGUGGGAAAUAUGGAGCAAAUGGGAGAGUGGAACCCUCGUGUCAAAGAGGUUAAGAUCCUUCAAAAGAUAGGCCAGGACACAAUGGUUACCCAUGAGGUAGCUGCAGAGACUGUGGCGGGACCGAGGGACUUUGUCAGCGUCCGCUGUGCCAAGCGUCGGGGCUCCACCUGCUUUCUGGCUGGAAUGUCCACUCAAUGUGCAAAGAUGCCGGAGCAGAGGGGUGUGGUGAGAGCGGAGAAUGGACCGACCUGUAUAGUCAUGAAGCCUUGUGCUGAAGAUCCAAAUAAGACCAACUUCACCUGGUUACUAAGUAUAGAUCUAAAGGGCUGGAUCCCAAAGACGAUCAUAAACAAAAUGCUCUCUCAGACGCAGGUGGACUUUGCCAAACACCUCAGACAAAGGAUGGCUAAUAAUGUUUCUAUGGAGAUGGCCCAUGCCUGCUGACACAAGAUGCCUCUUGAGCUUUGGCACACUGCGCUCAACGGUUGCACAGGAGCAACCUCUGCUCAUUAAAAAAAAAUCAUACAAAUCUGCUUAGAAUUGCUGAAACAAUACGAGAAAUCCAAACUGAAUUAAGAAGAUCGGAAGGAGAUGAUGCUUGUCUGAGAUCAUGGGAAAAUCUCAGCACAGAUGUUGGUUUUUAAAUUGGCAAAUGUGUUUUUUCUUACCCCUCUUAAUAGAAAAAUCUGUCAUGGGAUUAGCAUCUUACACUUUGAUUGUUUCUGACACAUUUCUUCCAUAUCCCUCCACUCUACCUUUGGCAGACAAUCGAGUUGGUGUGAGCAGUAAACCGUGUAACAAACUGCUCAUUGUUUCCUUCUGAUAACACCUCAGUUAUUGUCCUUCCCUCUGCUGUGAAAUUGCACUUUUAUUUCAGUGU
Centropristis striata (black sea bass) is the source of this 1452-nucleotide messenger RNA. It is a transcript of the gene star, whose product is annotated as steroidogenic acute regulatory protein. The transcript has 7 exons. Gene Ontology annotation, cellular component: mitochondrion; mitochondrial intermembrane space. Gene Ontology annotation, biological process: steroid biosynthetic process; intracellular cholesterol transport; regulation of steroid biosynthetic process. The coding region runs from base 165 to 1016 and encodes 283 amino acids. The record is from RefSeq and is a predicted model, not a curated record. Gene Ontology annotation, molecular function: cholesterol binding; cholesterol transfer activity. Lineage: Eukaryota; Metazoa; Chordata; Actinopteri; Perciformes; Serranidae.